AAUUAUUGUAAUAGAAUGGUUUUUAGCCCUAGGGCACCAUCACCUAGGCUCCAAACUUCGCAGGCAGCUCCUUUUUUUCGCGUCUUCGAAGUGGUUUUUAACCCAGCGUGCGGCUCCGUUUCCCCUCUCGCCUUUACUAAUACUCGAUUCUCCUGAGAGCAGAUUCGCGCUUUUUUCUUACUCUUGCUACUCUUCGGAGCCAUGCCAGCCAAAGACAGUUUUCAAGGUGUUUCAAAUUGCUAUGUUUUCAAAAGCCGACUGCAGGAAUAUGCACAAAAAGUGGGACUUCCCACACCCGUAUAUGAGACUAUCAAAGAAGGUCCAUCACAUGAGCCAACCUUUCAUUCUACUGUGAUCGUAAAGGAUGUUAGAUAUGAUUCUUUACCUGGAUUUUCUAAUCGUAAGGCAGCAGAGCAGUCAGCUGCUGAGGUAGCUCUUAUGGUGCUCUCAAAAUCUAGUGAUCUUAAUCCACAUGUCUCCUUACCCGUGCAUGAAACAGGACUGUGCAAAAAUCUGCUUCAGGAAUAUGCACAGAAGAUGAACUUUGCAAUCCCACUAUAUCAGUGCCAAAAGGAUGAUGGUUCAGGCAGAGCACCCCUUUUCUCAUGUACAGUAGAAAUUGGAGGGAUUCGCUACAUUGGUGCUGUAGCAAAAACAAAGAAAGAGGCAGAAAUUAAAGCUGCAAGAACUGCUUUGUUAGCAAUUCAGUCUUGCCCGACGACGUUGUUCGAGAAUCCUGUUGAGCAUGUUCCACUCACUGUGCUCCCAUGCAAGAGAAAAGAUUCAGAUUUAUCAGUUAAACCAAAGACUAGUAGAGCGCCCAGAACAAGGAAAGGCCGAUUUAGGAGGACGGUAAGGAAUAAGUUCCCCAGAAAUGGACCAUUCGAUUUCACCAGCAAUUUGGAGUUCAACAUUGAUGGAUCAACCUCAACCGGGGUUCAAAUGCGGGGUAUUGGAGAAUAUGUUGAAUCAGCCAAGGAUACCGUGCUGAAUUCUGGAUGUGGAACGACGAACUUAAGCUCAAGUGACAUUCCGGUCUCUAUUGUCCAAAGUGACAUGACUCCACUCCUAAAUAGUAAUUUCGGAAAUGGGGAUUCGGGUGAUCUCGGUUCCAAUCGAAUGAACUGUGGAACCUCUGAUGUUACGAGUUUACCUCAUUCUGACGCUCAAACUGCUUGUGGUUCAGUGGGGAAUGUGGCCACUGGAGUAGUAGCAGGGGGGCUUCUUCAGUGAUUGCUAGUUCCUUUCCAAAUCCAUGGAUCGAAAUUGAAUGGGAGAGUCAUGCUUAGCCUUGUAAUUUAAGUAGUAAACAGAAGAGCUAUUGCGAGGGCAGUUGCGGUAAUUUACAAAAAUGAUAAAAUAUUGUUUGAUCAAAUAGUUGCGAGAGGUAAUUUACAGAAACGCUAAAAUGCUGUAUGGUCAAAGAGUUGUGAAGUUAGCUUUUAGUAGAAGUCUGCUUUGAAACUGUCAUGGCUGUGAUAUCUACUUCUAAGUUAUUUUCUUGCAUUAGUUUGGGUGAAAA
Molecule: messenger RNA, 1522 nt
Organism: Momordica charantia (bitter melon)
Lineage: Eukaryota; Viridiplantae; Streptophyta; Magnoliopsida; Cucurbitales; Cucurbitaceae
Product: double-stranded RNA-binding protein 1
Biological process (GO): regulation of gene expression; RNA processing
Cellular component (GO): nucleus
Molecular function (GO): ribonuclease III activity; double-stranded RNA binding
Source: RefSeq, a predicted model, not a curated record